CACUUUUAAGGAGAGAAGACCAACGGCGGUUUGCUUUCGGAUUACCAAUAAAAACUACUUCCUCUGUGCAAUUGUAUCCAUUGUCUCUCCCCUUUUCUUCUCCCUCGAACCCUCGACCCGUAAUCCGAUCCGGGUAAUAUACGAUCGAAUACUCCAAUCCAACGAUCCAUUAAGGAAGCCGGCAGCUCAAUUUCCCAUCUUUAUGUUCUUUGCUGUUUAGGGUUUCCUUUUAUUGGUUCAAUUCUUUGAUCCGGUGACGAUUUCGAGGCGGUCAUGGAUUCGGAGCUUCAGGACUGGGAAUUGCUGCAGAGUUCGGAUUCUGACUUGGACCGGGUGAGCCCGGAGAGGAAUUUGGAGGGGAUUGAAGGGGAUACGGAAGGUAUGAUAAGGUCUGAUUACUUCUCUCUUGAUAAUCAGAGUAGGUAUGCUAAGACAGUUGCUGUGGAGGGUGAUGUGAGUGAAGAGGGGUCUGUUGAGUCAGAUAAUCCGAGUUGGAUUGAUCCUGGUUCGGAGACUAGGUAUGAGAGGAAGAAUUUGGGAGGGUUUUGGUCUGAUUCGGGUAGUGAUAGGUCUGAUGACCGUAAAUUGAGUGAUUAUGAGGUGAAAAACGAGUUGGGUUUAGUUGGAAAUGAGAAAGGCCAGUUGGGCUUUGAAGGAAUUGGGGAAAUGGAAGCAAAGAGUGAGAAUUUGGGGAAAAUUGAGUUUGGUAUUAGUAAAAGUAGUGAUUUUGAUAUGAAAAGUGAAUUGGGUUUUGUUGAAAAGGUAACUGGAGCAUCUGAUGACAAUCAAGUUAAUGAUAAGGUCUUGGACAACUGCUGGUCUGAUUCUGGUGGAGAUGGUUUGGUCUCCAUGAAGUUUAGAGAUGCUGAGAAGGAGAGUGAGAUUGAUCUUGGUGACCUUGCAAAGAGGACAGCUGAGUUAGAGAGCUCAGGAGAAUUUGAUGGUGGGAAUGACUCGACUAUCGGGACGGAAGGAGCUGUAGGGAAUUCUGAUGUCGUCGAUAUCAAAGAAAUGGAGUCUUCUCGUGUAAAUUCAGUUGGUAAGGAAGAGAAGAGGAGGAUAGCAUGGUGGAAAGUUCCUUUUGAGGUCUUGAAAUAUUGUCUGUUCAAGGUUAGUCCUGUUUGGUCCAUUUCUGUAGUAGCGACUGUGAUGGGUUUUGUUAUCUUAGGGCGCAGAUUGUAUAGGAUGAAACGGAAGCGCCAGAGCUUGCAGCUGAAGGUUACCGUUGAUGAUAAGAAGGUGUCUCAGUUCAUGAAUCGUGCUGCACGUCUCAAUGAUGCAUUUUCAGUGGUUAGACGGGUACCCAUUGUACGGCCUGCACUACCUGCAGGAGGGGUGAAUCCAUGGCCCGUGAUGGGUAUGAUGAGAUAAAGUGAUGUCAUAAACAUAUUAAAGGAAGCUCUAUUUACCAAAAAAAAAAAA
Messenger RNA from Rubroshorea leprosula, 1422 nucleotides. The record is from the annotation of a GenBank genome assembly. Lineage: Eukaryota; Viridiplantae; Streptophyta; Magnoliopsida; Malvales; Dipterocarpaceae.